AGGACCUCCAGACCGACUGGUUCAGAACCAGGUGCAGCUCUUAUUGUGAAGGGACAGCUCUUAUUGUGAAGGCCCCGCCCAGCUGGAGCCUCUCCCUCCCUCCGUCGGGUCGGCGCUCAGCGUCCCGGACCGAAGCGGAACCAUGUCCGUCCUGCUGCCGCUGCUGAUCAGCCUCCUGCUCGGGCUGCUGCUCUGGAUCCUCGGCGGCAGAACCAGGAAGCCAGGCGAGCCUCCACUGGUGAAAGGCUGGAUCCCCUUCGUCGGGAAGGCUCUGGACUUCGGGAAGGACGCUCACAAGUUUCUGGAGGAACAUAGGAGGGAGCAUGGGGACGUGUUCACGGUCCUGAUCGCAGGUAAAUACAUGACCUUCAUCAUGGACCCCCUGCUGUACCCCAGCAUCAUCAAGCAGGGCCGGCAGCUGGACUUCCACGAGUUCACCAAUAAGGUGGCUCCUCUGACCUUCGGCUACCCGCCCGUCCUCGGCACCGCCUUCCCCGGCCUGUGGGAGCAGAUCAGGCGCUCCUUCCAGCUGCUGCAAGGGGACCACCUGGUGCCGCUGACAGAGAGCAUGAUGGGUAACCUGAUGCUGGUGUUCCGUCAGGAUCACCUGAACGGGGCCAGCGACUGGAGGAGAGGCAGCCUGUACGAGUUCUGCUGCUCCGUCAUGUUCGAGGCCACCUUCCUGACCAUCUACGGCAGACCGGCGACCGGCGUCCGCCACGGAGGGAUGGACCGUCUGAGGAACGACUUCCACAAGUUCGACAACAUGUUCCCGUUCCUCAUCGCUCAGAUUCCCAUCCGGCUGCUGGGGCGGACCCUGGCCAUCCGCCAGAAGCUGACCUCCUACUUCCUGCCACAGCACAUGUCCCAGUGGACCAACACGUCCCAGUUCAUCCAGAGACGAGCCGAGCUGUUUGAGCAGCACGACAAGCUGAAGGACAUGGAUAAAGCUGCUCAUCACUUCGCUAUCCUGUGGGCGUCAGUGGCCAACACGCUCCCCGCCACCUUCUGGGCCGCCUACUUCCUGAUGAGUCAGCCGGAGGCGUUGAAGGUGGUCCGCCAGGAGGUCAUUGACGUCCUGCAGGACAGCGGUGUGGACUUCAGCACCAGCAGCGACAUCAGGCUCAGCAAAGAGCAGCUGGACAAACUCAUCUUUCUGGGUGCGUUCCAGUUCACGUUCAGCUCAGUGGUGAAGCGGGUCGAUAACGGGCCGUCUUCAUCCUCAGAGAGCGCCAUCAACGAGAGCUUCCGCCUGUCCUCGGCCUCCAUGAACAUCCGGGUGGCCCAGGAGGACUUCAGUCUGCGGCUGGACUCCGACAGAUCGGUGGGUGUCAGGAAGGGAGACGUCAUCGCCCUGUACCCUCAGAGUCUGCACCUGGACCCCGAGGUCUACGACGACCCACAGACGUUCCGGUUCGACCGCUUCGUGCAGGACAGCAGAGAAAAGACGGAUUUCUCCAAAGAGGGACAGAAGCUGCGCUACUACUUGAUGCCGUUCGGCUCCGGAUCGUCCAUGUGUCCUGGACGGUACUUUGCCAUCAACGAGAUCAAGCAGUUUGUCUGUCUGCUGCUGCUGUACUUCGACCUGCAGCUGGAGGACAGGCAGAACCGACCCGGUCUGGACCCGAGCCGAGCCGGUCUGGGAAUCCUGCUGCCCUCCUCGGAUGUCCAGUUCCACUACAGACUGCGGUCCGUGUGACCCAGAGCGGCGCUGAAGUCCAGAUGUCUUGUUCCCUCUGGAGGUUCUCGGGGUCCGGACUCGGUCCGGAGGUUUGGGUUCUGGUCGGGGUUCGGGUCCUCGUGCCCCCCUGGGACACCUGGAGGCGCUGCAGCAGAGAUCCUGCUGGAGGGAGUGACUGCUAGCAGCGCCUCCUGCUGGUCAAGCUGCAGAACUGUCCCGGAUUAAAACUGGUUCUGAUCCGAUUUGUCAGGGCCAGCCCAAGCCUCCAUGGGGCCCCAAGCCAAAUGUGCUUUUGGGGCCCUCUGGUUCUGCUAACAAUGUGGACCGGCUGCAAUCAGCAGUCUGAUGAUUAGAUCGAUUAAACACCUGCUAUGAACUGAUUGCAUCUCUGGCUGUUUACAUUACAUACAUGUAUAAUAGAUACAAUUAUUGACCAGUUGAUUUCUGGGAGCCGAUUUCCUUCAUUUUGGGGCAUCGUGAUCAGCCGAUACUGACAUGUGAAGCUGAUAUGAUGUCCAUCAUCUCUGUCCUUCUGCAGAGACAGUUGGACUGACAGACCAGGCCAGUCUCAACAUUUACAGCUAAUAUUCACUGUUAGCAACUCAAAGACUUUGCUGCUACAUUCAGAAACAUUUCAGACUCAAUUAAUUCAUAUGAGCCAAAAUCAGCAGGUCAAAGGUCAGAACCAGGAAUCAGCCAGAAAACUGCAAUCGCUGCAGAAACACAUUCAAUUCAUUUCUCUUCAGCUCCAAUAGCUAAAAUCUAAUUUAUACCAGGUGAGUCUUUCUGCCCUGGAAUGUGGACCGGUACCGGGUCGGUUCUGAGCCUCCAAAUGAUUUUUCUCAGCAGCAAACAGCAAAUCAGCUGCAGCAGAGAGCGGCUCGUCCUGCUGCAGCAGCUCGUCCUGCAGCAACUGCAGCCUGACGUCUCAACAUUUAGCUGGACAAUAUCAGAAUCUGAUGAGUUUUAAUUAUUCAUAUCAAACCUGAUCAAACAGUUUGAACCAAAAUACCUGAGAAAUAUCCACCAGGAGAAUCAACUCAUUUAAACUCAGUUUCACACAAAGACGCAGCUUCAAUGUUGUAGAACUGGACCGGUCCGGUCCGGGUCAUAAGGUCAUUUCUGUUAGCAGCUUUAUUAUCUUUACAUUAUAUUAUAAAGACUCAUUAAAACAAACUUUAUCUUGGUUCUUAUUAUUUCAAAAACAAAUCAGUCUAUGAUGAAAUUUUGUGUUUUUGUUAUAACGACAUAGAAAUCAUUACUAACAAAAAAAAAUAAAAAAUCAGCUCCACUGAGGGGCCCCUUAGUUUGCGCAUGCCUUGGGCCGGCCCUGGGAUUUGUUAUGUCAUUUUAUCCACAGCAGGAAUUUAUUUUCUGUCUCGUGUCUUUUAAUUUCAAUCCUUAUUUUAAUUCAGUGUUCAAUAUUAAACCCAGUGUUUUCUAUCUAUGCUUCAUGUCUUCUUCAAUCAUUUUUGUACCAGCAAGGUUUGGGUCGGAACUGACCCAGAUCUUCUUCACUUCUUGUUUCUUCCAAAUAAAAACUUUGAAAUAUGA
This is a messenger RNA of Poeciliopsis prolifica (blackstripe livebearer), 3235 nucleotides long. Its product is annotated as cytochrome P450 7B1-like. The coding region runs from base 143 to 1699 and encodes 518 amino acids. The record is from RefSeq and is a predicted model, not a curated record. Lineage: Eukaryota; Metazoa; Chordata; Actinopteri; Cyprinodontiformes; Poeciliidae. The transcript is spliced from 5 exons. Gene Ontology annotation, biological process: bile acid biosynthetic process; cholesterol homeostasis. Gene Ontology annotation, molecular function: heme binding; iron ion binding; oxidoreductase activity, acting on paired donors, with incorporation or reduction of molecular oxygen.